This is a messenger RNA of Mytilus trossulus (common blue mussel), 2736 nucleotides long. RefSeq lists its product as uncharacterized. Gene Ontology annotation, molecular function: tumor necrosis factor receptor binding. The transcript has 4 exons. NCBI's taxonomy places the organism in Eukaryota, Metazoa, Mollusca, Bivalvia, Mytilida, Mytilidae. Gene Ontology annotation, biological process: immune response. Gene Ontology annotation, cellular component: membrane. The coding region runs from base 84 to 989 and encodes 301 amino acids. The record is from RefSeq and is a predicted model, not a curated record.
UUUUAAUGUGUUCAAUUCAAAAUACUUCCUGACAGACUAACAAUUAGUAAUUUGGAUAGUAUAUAGUCGUCGAUAGACUAACAAUGUCCUCCCUUAGACGACGCACAGAAAGUACAACAAAUAUCUUAGACGACAAUGACACAAACAUUUGGACAAAUAGACAAAAAAAAAUAAAAGGAUAUUUAAAAAAAUCCUUUAUUGUGAAUGUAAUAUUAUUGGUCGUUCUUGUGGUUUUACUCAUCUUUAAAGUAGGUCUUUAUGAAAAAGACAAAAAGACAUUAAAAGAUAACGAAGUGUCGUUCGGAAAAACAAAUUCUAACAAUGGUGUUUGUAUACCUUGUAACUCUUUGGGAUCCACUGUCAAAGCUAAUGACACUUUGUUUGACAGCAUCAGCCGUACAGAAGAUGGAGGGAAAAUAUGCUGCUACAAAGAUCAGGAAUAUAUGCAGAAGAUGAUUUCACGGAUGAUGGAUCCAAUGAUAACAAAGCCAGCCUUGGAUAUUGAUUAUGUGAUCGAAAGAAAGAUGAAAUGGUGGAGCACCAGACAUCAUUCUAUCCACAUGUAUUUAAAUUUGAACACGCUGACAGGAACGAAUCUUGCGUGGACGUAUAAGGGUGACCACCUCGGAACCGCACAUAGAAACGAUGUGAACUACAAUGAAAAAAAUCAAAGCAUUGAAAUAGUAGAAACGAGUAUUUAUUUCGUCUAUUCUGCUAUUACCUUUGAUUUUGGUGACGUUACUACUGUUGGGUUAUAUCGGCAUAAGAUUAAGCAAUGGCUCAAGCUUCUACCAAAGACAGAACGACAACCUUUACUGCGAAGUAGAUUUGGUGGAUCUUCAGAAACGAGAAGAGUGUAUACUAGUUUCCUUUGUGGAACUUUUAAACUUGAUAGUGGUCUCGUAGUGCAGAGCGAAAUUUCUGACGAAGCAAUAAGACAUGUUAAAAAAUCAAAAUAUGCGAAUUAUUUUGGACUUUUCAAAAUCUGAGAACUGAUGCAAGGAUUAUCCGAUAUGAGGAUAUUCAGUUGAAAGUUAACAAUAGAAAUGGAACUGUUAAUUUUAGAAGGUACAACAUGGUCAAGUUUGCAUAUCUGGAAUGUUAACAUACGAUUUCGUGGCCUUUAAAAAUUUAAAUGCAUGUGUAUAUGUUUUUUGUGUUUGUAACUUACACAUUUUAUACUCAAAUUAUAGUAUGGAGCUACAAGAUAUUAUACAUUUUUAAAAUCCAAGACAAAUUAUUACAAAACAGUCGAUAACGUGUUGUUCAACUCAUUUUGCAUAUGGAAAAAAUGAAUUUAAAAACAUUCUAGGAAAGAUAAAAGAUUGAUCUGUUAAUUCAAAACAGAAUUUUGGAAAUAAUCCUAAAAAUGGUAAAUAAUCCUAUUGUGAAGAGAAAGUAGGCUACAGAAUUUUAUUUUCAGUCGUGUUUGAGUAAUCUGUUUUUCUUUAAAACAUAAAACAAAAUGAAUUUCAAAUAAAAUUUCUUUCCAGAUUCAAUAUUCUUUUAAAUAUUUUUUAAGGCUACAAGUUGAUAAAUUAACAAAUAAAAAUUCACCUUUCUGUAUGGGUCGAGUGAAAUACCUGGUAAUCGUGUAAGUCUUCAUAACAAACUAUGUGUGUUUGAAUAACAAACACAAAAAAACUCAUAAUAGUACUAUACUUUUCGAUCUUAAAACGAAGGACAGUUUGUCUUUAACUUUUCAAACUAAAUUGCUGUUAAUUAAGUUUCGUUUGUAGCACAGUUGGUGUGAAUCAGAUAUUCAGGGUACCAGUUGGUUUAAGAAAGAAAUGUUAUAGUUUUGAAAUGUCUUGAUAUGUCUUUUCUAUGUCUCAACUUCAACAUUCAAACAUUUGUUUAAUUUUGCUACAAGUAUAUUUCAGGGUCAAAUAAUAAACCAAUUGAAACAUAGAAACACAAAUCAGACAGUGUUCCUCUUAAACCAAUGAUAGCAAAUUAGAAAAAUAUUUUAAUGAGUGUAUUUUGACAUACAUAUACAUAUGUGCUACAAGGAAAUUAAACAUUGCAUGCAAAAUUGAUGUAGACACCGAAUAACCAAUUCAGAGAACAGGAUACUCAAAUUCAGGAUGUACGUGAUACAAUGAUUAACCUCCGGAAGAGCCAAUGAUGAUCAAAACUGGAUUAUUUCUAGGCCAAAUAGGGAAAAUUUAAAAAAAAAAUAAUGAAUGUUGUCUCAAAUUCUAACUAAAUUACAUGUACAUUUUAAACAACAUACUAAAUUGUCAUUUAGUGAUAUCAUGAUUGGUAAUUCCACAAAUAGUUCAAACAUUUUUGAAACGUAUGACAUACAGUAACGAAAUUCAAACGAUCGAAAUAGGUACAAUUUUAUCAUUUUAUUCAUAUGAUCCAUUUGAACUAAAAUGAUUAUAAAUUCUGACUUCGUAUAUCCAUUAUCUUUGUCUGUCAACUAUCGUUCAUUUAAUUGGCAAAAAUAUUUCGUUUGUGAUCAUAUUGUAUGACCUUGCCAUAUUAGAGCAAGUUGCCGGCUAAAAUUCAUAUGGCCGAUAAAAUAUUUUACAUUAGUCCGACACUGCAGUUUCACCAAAUAUGGUAUGCGAAAUGUUACCAUAUUUAAUAUUCAUAAUUUAGUUAUACAAAAAUACUAUGACACUAAGCUUCAUUUUCUAGUCUAAGGGAGAUGAUGCGACUCCAGGUCAGAAGAUCGAUUGUGUUAAUAAAAUCUUAUAAUAUAUGAUUAAAAAAAUGCACAAUUUC